AUGGAGGAGGACAACAAAAAGCCAUACAAGGUCAAGGAUGUGACGAGAGCGAUCAAAAAAGCCGUCGUUGCCGGUACGCUGGAGGAGGUUCGCACAAAAGCAGCCGAAAAGUUUGGACGCGUGGAUCUACCAAACAUUCAUCUCGACUCCGAUGGCACCGAGGUGGACGACGAGGAUUACUUCCAGACGCUAGAACCAAACGCCGAGCUGAUAGCGGUCUUCUCCGGUGAACAGUGGAUCGAUCCCACACACUACGUAACGAUAACGACACGCCGGGACUCAGCAGACGUCACCGAUAGCCCGGAAGUGGAGCGAAUACAUCUGAAGAAGCUGGUCGCGCAGAUGAAGACCAACCUGUGCAACGUGUCGGUGUUAAGCGAGCCGGAUCUGGAGCUGCUGUCGAACAUGGACCCCAACUCGGUGGCCGACAUCACCGGCAAGGACUUUAUCGAGCAGCUGAAGGAAGCCUCAGGCAGAAUCCUGCAUGAAAAACGAAAGGCUGCUGACGCAAUUGAGCUGCUAAAGCUAAUCGCGAAACAACCGGCCGGUACGCCCCUGGGCGGCGAUCAAAUCAUAUGCAACGAGGCCAAUGAUAUUCACUGCGAGACACAGGAAGUCACCAUAACCAAUCAGCUCCGAUCCUUCCUGACGACAACGGUGCGACCGUCUCCCAUCGUAAGUCAGCCCCAGCGGACGGAAACGACUGCAGCCGCCGCUGAAGGAUCGUCCUCUUCGCCUUCCAUCACACCUUCUACGACCGUCGUUUCAAUUCCGGGCAGCUUCGACGACGACGGCAAGCACAAUAUUACCGUUCAUCUACAACCGACCUACAGCAGCAUCGACGAGGACACAUUUCAAGCCGACCGGAAACCGUUCGACAGCGAUCCGGAACCUGGCAAGCCCAUUUGAUAUUUAAUGUACCAGAUUAACGUCUGCCAUAAG
Molecule: messenger RNA, 942 nt
Organism: Anopheles nili
Lineage: Eukaryota; Metazoa; Arthropoda; Insecta; Diptera; Culicidae
Product: DNA fragmentation factor subunit alpha-like
Exons: 4
Coding region: 1-909 (302 amino acids)
Biological process (GO): regulation of apoptotic process; apoptotic process
Source: RefSeq, a predicted model, not a curated record